AUGUCCGAGACAACCGAAACCACGAAGUUCCCUCUCUUGGGUGAGGGCAACUACGGCGAGUGGGUGAUCAGGAUGGAAGCGGAGCUGAUCAGGAAGGAGCUGUGGGAGGUGAUGACGAUUGAAACAUCGCCACCGACGGAUGCGACGGAGACGGAGGCAGCAGUCGUACGGUUUGCGACCCGACUGGCGAUGCGGCGAUGCUUCUACAGGGCGGUGAAGGGCCCCGACAAGGCGAUGUCAGCGUGGAUCGGGUGGGUGAAGAAAAUGGCCGCAGAUCUGGAAUAUGCCGGAAUCAAAGUAGAAGAAGAGGACAUGGUGUUGGGACUCACCAUGGGCCUUGGAGAACACUACGACCAGCUCGUAGUCACGCUCGACUCGAUCCCACCCAAACAGCUCACCGUCGCAAAUGUUACAGCGAGACUUCUGAACGAGGAGACCCGCCAGAAGGAUACGGAGGAUGACCGGGAUGCGGUGGCCAUGAUGGCUAAGGCUGGGAAAGGGAAGUGGAAGGCGGCUGCAGGGGGGCGAGAAGCGUAA
Laetiporus sulphureus 93-53 is the source of this 537-nucleotide messenger RNA. RefSeq lists its product as uncharacterized. Lineage: Eukaryota; Fungi; Basidiomycota; Agaricomycetes; Polyporales; Laetiporaceae. The record is from RefSeq and is a predicted model, not a curated record. The coding region runs from base 1 to 537 and encodes 178 amino acids. The transcript is spliced from 2 exons.